Gossypium raimondii (Peruvian cotton) is the source of this 2851-nucleotide messenger RNA. Its product is annotated as phospholipid:diacylglycerol acyltransferase 1. Gene Ontology annotation, biological process: lipid metabolic process. Gene Ontology annotation, cellular component: cytoplasm. The transcript has 6 exons. NCBI's taxonomy places the organism in Eukaryota, Viridiplantae, Streptophyta, Magnoliopsida, Malvales, Malvaceae. Bases 285 to 2357 code for a protein of 690 amino acids. The record is from RefSeq and is a predicted model, not a curated record.
UUUAAAACUGCAACAAUGAAAAAACCCGGAAGAAAGGGAAGCCAGCCUUUUCUAAGCUUAGAAAAAGCUAAAAACGUAGAGUUUACAAUAAAGUGUGGGACUUUACAAUAAAAAAACUCAACUCACCGUUGAAAUCAUCCAUCUCCGCCGUUGAUCGUUGCUUCGUUUAGUUUCGCCGCCGGAUUGACGGCGGCCUCAUAACGAAAAGGUGUGGUCAAUAGAGAGUAAAAAUACAGGUUUCAUUCAUGUUCGUUCUAUAACUCCGCCGUCAAUCGCCGUGAACGAUGAGCAAACCACUGAGUUUUUAUAGGUCUUAUUUCCUUUCCAAAACGAUGUCGUUUUUGCGGCGGAGGAACGGUACGGAUUCUUCAAAGACUCGAGUCGCCGAUCCCAACAUCAAAAAAGACGGCGCCGCCGACGACGACAAGAAGAAGGACGAAUACAAGAUCCCACAAAGACGAAAUUAUGGUUCGAAAAAAUGGUCGUGUUGGGACAAUUGUUGUUGGUUCAUCGGUCUUAUAUGUUCGAUAUGGUGGUUUUGUUUGUUCUUAUACAACACAAUGCCCGAUUCAAUCCCUCAAUUCGUAACGAUGGCGAUAACCGGUCCAUUACCGGACCCUCCCGGUGUUAAGUUAAGAAAAGAAGGUUUGAUGGCGAACCACCCGGUGGUGCUCGUUCCCGGCGUCGUCACCGGUGGUCUUGAACUUUGGGAAGGUCGUCACUGUGCUGAAGGAUUGCUUGGUAAACGCCUUUGGGGUGGUUCCUUUGGUGAAUUUUACAAAAGACCAUUAUGCUGGCUUGAGCACAUAUCGCUUGAUAAUGAUACUGGAUUCGACCCUCCUGGUAUAAGAGUCAGACCUGUAACUGGACUUGUGGCAGCUGAUUAUUUUGCAACGGGUUAUUUUGUUUGGGCUGUCGUAAUAGCUAAUUUGGCUCAUAUCGGGUACGAGGAAAAAUCGUUGUAUAUGGCUGCUUAUGAUUGGAGGUUAUCAUUUCAGAACACCGAGAUCCGGGACCAAUCUUUGACCCGAAUAAAAAGUAAUAUCGAGCUCUUGGUCGCUACACACGGUGGGAAAAAAGUAGUAGUCCUUCCACAUUCAAUGGGAGUUCAGUACUUUCUGCAUUUCAUGAAAUGGGUCGAAACACCGGCUCCGAGGGGUGGUGGAGGUGGUCCAGAUUGGUGUGCGAAGCACAUUAAGGCCAUAAUGAAUAUUGGUGCACCCUUUUUAGGUAGUCCGAAAUCUAUUGCACUGCACUUUUCUAUCGAAGUCCGGGAUAUAGCAGCUCUCAGGGCUCAAGCACCGGGUUUGUUGGACAAAGACGUACUCGGUCUUCAAACUUUUAAGCAUUUAAUGCGGAUGUUCCGAACAUGGGAUGCUACUUUUUCGAUGAUACCCAAGGGUGGAGAAACUAUCUGGGGCGGUCUAGAUUGGUCGCCUGAAACAGAAACCGUUAACAAUAGUGCAAAAAAGGGGACGGACAAUAGCACUCGUAAUACAGGUGGAAACGGCAAUAUCUGUAAUACGAAAGGUGUGAAUUACGGGAGACUUAUUUCAUUUAGUAAAGAUUGGGCCGAAACACAUUCCUCCAAAAUCGAGAGGGUUGAUUUCAAGCAUGUUGCAAAGGGCGAUAAGCUUACGAAUUCGAGUAACUGCGAUAUAUGGUUAGAAUAUCAUGAAAUGGGAAAUCGAGCUAUCAAAGCGGUUGCUGAUCACAAAGUUUACACUGCUGGAUCGAUUUUGGACCUGCUUCAUUAUGUUGCCCCGAAGUUGAUGGCACGGGGAGCUUCUCAUUUUUCGUAUGGGAUAGCCGAUGAUUUGGAUGACCCGAAGUAUGACGAGUACAAAUAUUGGUCAAACCCCUUAGAAACAAAGCUACCGAAUGCUCCGGACAUGGAAAUAUACUCGUUAUAUGGAGUCGGACUCCCCACCGAAAGAGGUUAUAUCUACAAAGUAGCUCCUCCAAGUGAUUGCUCAAUUCCAUUUCAAAUAGACACCUCUGUAGACGGUGAUAGUGAAGAUUCAUGCCUAAAAGGUGGUGUUUUCUCUGGUGACGGAGAUGAAACCGUUCCUAUCAUAAGCGCGGGUUUCAUGUGUGCAAAAGGUUGGCGUGGUAAAACCAGGUUCAACCCUUCGGGAAUACGUACUUACAAUCGAGAGUACAAACAUGCACCCCCGGCUAAUCUUUUAGAAGGUCGAGGCACCCAAAGUGGUUCUCACGUUGAUUUAUUGGGAAAUUUUGCUUUGAUCGAGGAUGUUCUACGAGUUGCUGCUGGGGCUACCGGGGAGGACAUUGGUGGAGAUCGUGUUUAUUCCGAUAUAUUUAAAUGGUCUGAAAGGAUCAACAUAAAGCUCUAGGACAAUGAUCUUCCUUUCACUUCUCCUUCGGGUUUUUUACUCGAUGAAACGACCUGUUGUUGACAGUAGCAGCGGUCAUUUUUGUCGGCAUUUUGGAAUGUCGGUUAAGUUCGAGAAAACAGGAUUUGAGGUCCUGGAAAAUGUUUUGGUAUCAAUCCUUUGCGUUGUACUAAAAAAAAAGCACAAAGAAAUGACAUCCCACGGUAAGAUAUAUAUGCCAUGCUCUUUCAAUGGUAGGGGUGGUUGCUAAUUUUUUCUCAAAUUUUUUCAAAUUUCGGAUGGAUGUUCGGGUUAUCCUUACUUAUCUAGGGUGAUUGAAAUUCUGUCAAAUUCAAAAUAUCAAUCAUGAUAUGGUCCAUGCCCCAUGUCUUGAAGUAAAGAAAUUAGUUUAAAGUUAAGUGUGCACUUUUUUUCAGGCUGGUCACAUAGUGUUUUAUUUGAACAUUGAAGCAAUGAAUAUAUGAAAUGGGACCAAGACAGACAUUUUUCUCUGA